Gymnodraco acuticeps is the source of this 978-nucleotide messenger RNA. RefSeq lists its product as uncharacterized. Lineage: Eukaryota; Metazoa; Chordata; Actinopteri; Perciformes; Bathydraconidae. Gene Ontology annotation, biological process: rRNA processing. The coding region runs from base 112 to 978 and encodes 288 amino acids. The record is from RefSeq and is a predicted model, not a curated record. Gene Ontology annotation, molecular function: RNA binding. The transcript has 7 exons.
AUAUUAAUGUAUGUCAAAUGGGCGGGAACAUAGAAAGGUCAAGGAAGAGGUGCAUGCUGGGAAAACACGUGUAGUGGAAGACCAGAGAGGUGACACGUUCAGUUUGCCACCAUGUCGUCCAAUAAGAAGGGCGGCGAUGAGCGUUUCCUCCGGGUUCAGAAGGACCCCAGGUUUUGGGAGAUGCCCGAGAGAGAACGCAAGAUCAAGAUCGACAAGCGCUUCCAGUCCAUGUUUCACGACAAGCGCUUCACGGAGAAAUACACGGUGGACAAGAGAGGCCGACCCAUCAACCAAACCUCCACCGAGGACCUGAAGCGCUUCUACAACGUCUCCAGCUCAGAGGACGAAGACGACGAUGAGGAGGGUGUGAAGAGCAAGAAGAAGAAAGAAGUGAAGGAGGAGCUGGUGAAGGUGGAGAUAGAAGUGAAAGUGGAGAAAGAAGUGAAGGUGGAGAUAGAAGUGAAAGUGGAGAAAGAAGUGAAGGAGAGCAAAGACGUUAAAGCUGAAGGACCGCCGCCUGAACGAGGGGUCAGAGUCAUAGAAGAGGAUGAACUUGUGCGUUACACUGCAGCAGAGAAGACCUUCACUGUGAGAAAAGACACAUUCCUCGCGCGGAGCCUGGAGCAGCACGCCUGGAAAUUUGAUCGGGUGACCGGGGAGGCGCUGGUGGUCGUGCACAUCGGAACCGAUGAUGUGGCCUCCGGACUGUCCCCAGCAGCCAUCGUGGGACAAAUGGAGGCCCUCAUUGACCGGAUCCAGCACGGCCAUGCAGAGCCUCUCUAUGUUGGCCGUCUGCUCUAUCCUCCCCCGGCUGGUGGACAACCAAAGGACGAUGGGUACGGUGCGGGACACCAACCGCAGGUUCCCACGAAUUGUGUCGGAGGAAGAAGGACACAAUUCACCUCCCUACCGGGAAACUGUUUCUCCAUCACAGACAGAUUAUUCAAAAUUAUUUUACUGGGGAUGGAGUCCACCUAA